AUGCCAAAAACAGACGUUCUCAUUGCCGGUUCCGGCUCUGCGGGUAUCUUUGCAGCAACUUGGCUCGCAAUUUACAAUAUACCGUUUACUAUCUUAGAGAGGCGCUCCGGACCACUGGAGAUCGGCCAAGCUGACGGCGUACAAGUUCGGACAGUAGAGAUUUACGAAUCGUUUGGUUUGUCAGAAGAGCUGUUACGAGAAGCAUAUCACAUCCUAGAAGUGUGUUUUUGGGGCGUCGAUGAAGAUGGCGGCGGAAACGCGCAAGGCGGCAUCAAGAGGAAGAGUAGAUCGAUUGAUACGGAGAGAGGCUUAAGUCACUUACCGCAUGUCAUCUUGAACCAGGCGCGCAUGAACGGGCUGAUGCUGGGGAAGAUGGAGAGAGUGCUGAAAGAGAAGGGGAAGUGGAAAGAGGGCACGAGCAACGGCAUCGAGUACGGAUGGGCGGUCAAGAGUGUGGACAUCGACCAGAGCAGAAAGAAUGAUCCAAAUGCGCAUUGUGUCAAAGUGACUGCAGAAAAAGAUGGAAAAGAGGAAGUCUGGGAGGCAAAGUAUGUCCUGGGCUGCGACGGUGCGCAUUCGACUAUCCGGAAAGCUCUCGACAUCCAAAUGCUGGGCGACACUUCUGAUACCGUAUGGGGCGUGAUGGAUAUCUAUCCGCUCACGUCCUUUCCCGACAUCAGACGCAAAUGUACCAUACAUAGCGCAGCUGGUAACCUACUGAUUAUCCCGCGCGAAGGUGGCCAACUAGUCAGAUUCUACAUUCAGCUACCUGCUGGUGUGCAUCCCAAAGAAGUGAAAUUGGUCGACUUGCAAGAUCAGGCUCGGAGAAUCUUUGCGCCGUAUACAAUGGACUUUGCAGACGUGUUCUGGUGGAGUGCGUACAGCAUCGGCCAACGCCUCGCCUCAGCUUUCCAUGCUCAUGACCGCGUCUUCCUGACUGGCGAUGCGUGCCAUACGCACUCACCUAAAGCUGGCCAGGGGAUGAAUGUGUCGCUUCAAGACGGAUACAACAUUGGCUGGAAGCUAGGAUCCGUGUUAUCGGGCCUCUCACCUCCUUCCCUACUGUCAACAUACGUCUCCGAGCGCAGUAAAACCGCAGCCGACCUCAUCGCCUUCGACAAAGAGUUAGCAAAGAUGUUUAGCAGGAAAGAGCAGUAUGAGGAACAUAUCGACAGCGUUAUCGAACCCGUCCUAGUGCUGAGUAGCAAAUUCCUGCAAACCGAGCAGGAUCGCAUACCCGAUUACUUUUGGCCGAAGAGUGGGAAGUGGGGUAUACGGGAUCUCCACAAAACAUACGUUGACGACGAGCAUUAUAACUCCGGUCAUGGACACGCUUAUAAGAACUACGGUGUCAACCCGGACGUAGGCGCGGUCGUGGUCGUGAGACCAGACCAAUAUGUAUCGAAAGUGUCGACAUUGGACGACUUUGACGGUAUCGCGACGUUCUUUGCGGGCUGUUUGAUCGAGAAAGAACCGAUGGCGAGCACGAGUGCUAUCGCGAAGCUUUGA
Molecule: messenger RNA, 1509 nt
Organism: Alternaria atra
Lineage: Eukaryota; Fungi; Ascomycota; Dothideomycetes; Pleosporales; Pleosporaceae
Exons: 4
Coding region: 1-1509 (502 amino acids)
Molecular function (GO): FAD binding
Source: RefSeq, a predicted model, not a curated record